Molecule: messenger RNA, 3528 nt
Organism: Drechmeria coniospora
Lineage: Eukaryota; Fungi; Ascomycota; Sordariomycetes; Hypocreales; Ophiocordycipitaceae
Product: lipase
Exons: 1
Coding region: 1-3528 (1175 amino acids)
Biological process (GO): lipid metabolic process
Source: RefSeq, a predicted model, not a curated record
AUGGCUGACGCCGGCGACGUCGCCGCCCCCCCGACGACGACGUCGACGAGCCGCACCCUCCUCCCGGCGCCCCUCGCCCGCGUCGUCAGCGUCGCCACGCGCUCGACGAGCUUCGCCAUCCGCCUCGGCUCCCUCGCGAGCAUCUACGGUCUCGAUGCCGCCCGCGUCACCACCCUCUCGAGCCUCGAGCUCGCCCGCGCCCUCGUCGAGGGCGUCCUGAGCCGCGCCGCCCGCGACGCCCUCCCCCGCGCCGGCCCCCGCUCCGACCUCGCCGCCGCCGACGCCGAGACGAUCCUCGAGCGCAGCCUCGAGAACCUGCACUACGCCGUCACCCAGGUCGUCUUCUGGACCGCCGCGAGCUUCCGCCUCACCGGCUCCACCAUCUCCGCCGCCUCCGACGUCUCGCGCCUCAUGCUCUCCUCGCUCGACCAGCUCUUCGGCUCGACCGACUCGUCGCGCGCCAUGGCGAGCAUCAUCACCCUCAUCCGCCGCGAGUUCAACAACCCGGCCACCGGCGUCUGCGGCGAAAAGGUCGGCGUCCUCGACCUCGUCCUCGGGCUCAGCGCCCUCGCCUACCUCCAGCGGGCCUGCCGCAGGUCGCCCGCCGAGGAGCGCCGCCGCCUUGCCUACGAGGAGGUCAUCUGGGACGUCGUCGUCCUCAACGACGGCGAGCGCGUCGACGUCGAGGGCCGUCCGUCCGACGACGCCGACCACGUUUCCGAGCCUCUCGACGACAGCCCCUCGGCCGCCACCGACGACGAGGCCGUCCUGGCCCGCCUCAAGAGCCAGAUCGUCGCCUCGCUGCCCGCCGGCACCACCGUCUCCAUCUCCAACGCCGUCUCGUCCGUCCAGACCAUCACCGUCGACGUCGAGGGCCAGUCCCUGCCGACCCUCCCCACCCCGCCCGGCGCCCAGAUCGUCGAGACCCGGGGCCUGGGCCUGACCUCGUCGGGCGGUCAUCGACCGGCCACGCCCCGCGGCCAGGGCCGCGAUUCCGUCUUCCGCGUCGUCUACCGCAUCGAGCGCGACAAGCUGAGGACGACGGCCAUCCGCAGCGACGAGGAGCCGUCCGGCCGCGCCGUCGUCGCCAUCAUCGACGACCCGCCCGCCGCUCUCGCUGGACAUGGCAAGGCGCCCAUGUCCGGUCCCGGUCCCCGCGACCAGUCCCUCGCCUUCACCAACACCUCGCCUGCUUUGCCGGCCGGUAUGACGGCCUUUGAGGCGGCCUCUCCAGGAUGGGAGAGUUCGAGCUCGUCCUCGUCCUCGACCGUCGGUGCCCUUGUUGGGGGCGACGUCGCGCCUGAGCGACGGCAGACUUUGGACGCCCAACCGCCUGGCAAGGCGCCGUUGUCCGAGACGACGGCGAACCAGAAGAAGCAACGGCUGCCGCUCGGCGUCCCGCUCACCCGUGAUGCCGCCGACAAGUCGCGGCCGGGCCUGCACACGAGCAAGCGACUCCUCUCCAAGAGGAGGAGCGAGUCCGUCAUCAGCAAGCCUGGCGACAAGAGGGGCGGCCUCAAGCAAGUCCUCAAGGGCGGCGGCCAGUCCCUCUCCAGCAUGUGGAACAGAGAACCGUCGCCGACCGACAGAAGUCGCCCGUCGUUCGGCAAGCCGCGGCCGCAGUGGAAGGCCCCGAGCAGCAGCGGAAACAGCCCCGUCGACGCAAAGGCCAAGCCGUGGCCGCGGAAUCAACGCCAAGGCCAGUCGCCGUCGCAGUCGCAGUCGCAGUCGCAGUCGCAGUCGCAUUCGCAGCCGCAUUCCCAGUCGCAGACGCCCUCGCAAUCGCAGUCGCAGUCGGGGUCGCAGUCGCAGUCGCAGUCGCAGUCGCAGUCGAGGCGCGGCAGCUUGGCCGCCCGACGCGCCCUGCAAACGCCCGAGCCGCUGCCCAGAUGCUCGUCCCAGGCGAGCCUCGUCUCCAUCCACGAGCGCUGCCGCGACUCCGUCAAGUCCCAGGCCGGCUCCUACACCGUCCGCGCCAACGGAGAGCUGCGGCCGGCGUCGCCGACCAUCGUCCGGACCGACUACUCGACCCAGGAGUCGACCCUGCGGCCGCCGCGCGCCGAUCUCUUCUCCGUCCCCUCCGUCCCCCCCUCGCCGCACAAGGGGACGAGCCAUCGGCGAUCGACGUCGUACGCGCCCAGCCUCUACAGCCUGGCGACCAACGAUUCGCAGUCCUCGCUCAUCCUCUCCUCCUACUACCAGAAGAGCGCCUACAACGCGUCCGACGCGCUCGCCACCCUCCGGCGCGAGGGCUUCGUCGACGGCACCUUUCCCGCCGGCCAUCUGCUGCCCAGCAUCGCCCGUUACAUGCGCUUCUCGUCCGCCUGCUACGGCUCCCACUUCCUCAAGUUCAUGGGCAUCUCCACCGAGAUGCCCGCCCUCGGCGUCUGGGACGGCACCCACAACGACGUGCGGCACUUUGUCCACCACACGCGGUCCUGCGCCGACAACAUCCUCCUCGCCUCCUUCGUCGACCCCCAGGGCGGCGCCGACGCGACGGGCUCGACGGGGACGGGCGUGCCCCUCGUGCACUACAUCUCCCUCGACCACGAGGCCAAGGCCGUCGUGCUCGCCUGCCGAGGCACCCUCGGCUUCGAGGACGUCAUGGCCGACAUGACGUGCGAGUACGACGACAUGGCCUGGCGAGGUCGUCGGUACAAGGUCCACAAGGGCAUCCACGCGUCCGCCCGCCGACUCCUCUACGGCGACGACGGCCGCGUUCUCGUCACCAUCCGCAAGGCUCUCGUCGAGUUCCCCGACUACGGGCUCGUCCUCUGCGGCCACUCGCUCGGCGGCGGCGUCACCUCGCUGCUCGGCGUCAUGCUCUCGCAGCCCAACCCCGACGGCCCCGGCUUCGUCAUCUCGGUCGAGCCGCACCUGCGACUGCUGCAGUCGGCGCCGGGGACGGCCGUCGUCGAGGGCCGCCGGCCCAGCGACAUUCGCCUUCCGUCGGGCCGCCGCAUCCACGUCUACGCCUACGGCCCGCCGGGCGUCAUGUCGGCGCCGCUGCGCAAGAUCACGCGCGGGCUCGUCACCACCGUCGUGCACGGCAACGACAUCGUGCCCCAUCUCUCGCUCGGCCUCCUCCACGACUUUCAGGCCCUCGCCCUCGCCUUCAAGCAGGACGAGAACAGGACCAAGGCCGACAUCCGGGCCCGCAUGUGGUACACCCUGCGGGCCGUCUACCAGACGACGACGCCGCUCGACACGACGACCCCGGGCGAGGCCGACGAGCAGUGGAUCGUGCCGGCGCUCGACGCGCUGCGGGAAAACUUCCAAAGCGCCCGGCUCCUGCCCCCAGGGGAGGUGUUUGCCAUCGAGAGCCAGUCCGUGCUGCGGCGGGAUGCCUUUAUGCUGCCCGACGAGGGGUCCCUGGGUCGGCCGGCACGCCGCGUCGUGCUCAAGUACAUCCGCGACGUCGAGGGGCGCUUCAGCGAGGUGCGCUUCGGGACGCGCAUGUUGACGGACCACAGCCCUGCCAAGUACGAGGACGCGCUGAACAAGUUGCGGCUCGGCGUGGUGGAAUGA